AUGAGUGCGCUGGGCAUCGUCACCGGCGCGUUCGGCGCGGUAUGGUCCGUCGUCGCCACCGUCCUCCGGGGGCUGUUCGGCUUCCUGAACGACUUCAAGGCGGCGGCCAGCGUGGCGAUCUUCGGCUGGUGCGUGGGGCUCUUCGUCGGUACCGUGAUCGUCAGGCACUGGCGACGGGCCGUGGCGAGGUCGGAACGAGAGUCCGCGCGUAAAGUCGCGGCGGAAGCGGUCAAAUCACGCCGUAAGGACAUCCCGAACCCGCUGCCCCCCGACGUCAUCGAGACCGCGCUCAAGCACAUCCCCCGGUGGGCUCGCGAUCCCGAUUGGAACCGAGCGGCGUUCCUCAAUCGCGUGCUCGACGCGCUCUGGCCGCACGUCGACACGUCGGUCUGCGAGGUUGUUCGCGACAGCGUGGAGCCCAUCCUGCGUGAUCUCGUCCCGAGGAAUAUAGUGCACUGGAUAGGCUUCGAGAAGCUCACGCUUGGUCCCACCCCGCCCACCAUCGGCGGCGUGAAGGUGCUCGGCAGCAGCUCCGACGACGUCGUCCUCGAGCUGGAGCUGCAGUGGGCGUCGGGCGCCGACUUCGUGCUCGCGGCGUACGUCUUCGGCGUGCGGGUGCCGGUUCGACUCAGCGACGUGCAACUCGUCGCGGCGGUUCGCGUCCAUUUCACCCCGCUCGUCGACGAGCUGCCGUGCCUCGGCGGGCUGGAGGUGAGCCUCCUCGGCAUGCCGGACCACCUCGACCUCGCCGCCGUCGUCCCGCCGGGCGUCGACCUCAUGGCGCUUCCCGCGAUGGACGUCCUCCUGCCCUGGAUCCUUCGCAAGAUCCUCGGCCCGAUGUUCGUGUAUCCCUCGCGCAUGAUCAUCCCCAUCAUGGACAACAGCGGUCUGGAACCCCCCGCGACGGGGAUGAUCAAAGUUCGCGUCCGCGGCGGCUACAACAUGCAGAAGCGGCGAAAAGACGGCAAGGCCACCGGGCUGGUGCUGCCCGGGAGUAAGCUGAUCGGGUUCGGGGGCGAGCGGUACCAGGUCCGGCUGUACACCCGCGAGCAGCGUAAGGUGAUGCUCAUGUCCAAGUCGAGGGACGAGCCCACGUGGGACGAGUUGCACUACUUCCUGGCCAAUCCCGAGUCCACCCUCCACUGCGUCUUGCUCACCAUGAACAUGCGCGAGCUCGGUCGGUGCGAGAUACCGAUGCGGCUCUUGUGCGAUCCGAGUCGCGAGGGGAAAACCGCGAACCUGCACCUGCCCAUCGAGGACCCAACACCGUUCCAAGAGCCCGAGCCCGAACCCCCGGUCCCGCCCAAGCGUGCCACCGCCGCGGACAUCGAGAGGCUGAACAAGGAGUACGCCCUCGCGAUGAAAAAUCAUCGCGAAAAGCUCGCGAGGCUGCGGCUCGAGCAGCUCGCAAAGGCGAAGCUUCCGGAGCCCAGGCCCAACACCCCGACCGUCGCGAUCGACCUCGAGUACGUGCCCAUGGGCUCUGGCAAGUCCCGCCGGACGAGCCUCGCCGGGAUAACCUCAGUCGCGAGCCCGGGCGCGAAGACUGCCUCGGGCGUAGAAGAAGACGAGGAGGAGGAGGAGGAGGAGACGGUGGCGGGCAACCGCGAGGGGCGCGUCGGGAUCCUGCGGGUCACCGUCAACCGCGCGGUGAACGUGCGCAAGGCGGACAACGCCAAGCAGCCGCAACCCGUGUGCGUGGCGCAGAUCUCGGGCCAAAAGUUCGUCACCGCGGCGCCCGUGGACCCGACCAACAAGCCGCUGUGGGACGAGACUUUUCUCUUCUUCAACGUGUCGGAUCGCGACGCGGUUUCGCUGACGCUCUGCGACGGCGGGGAGCGCGGGGAGUUUCUCGGGGAGUGCGUGGUGGACAUGCGGAAAAUAACGCGGGACAUGGAGCUGUCGGACAUGUUCCACCUGGCUGGGGUCAAGAACAACGCGCAGAUCUUCGCGCAGUUCAAGUUCUCCUACCUGGGGUGA
Messenger RNA from Micromonas commoda, 1980 nucleotides. RefSeq lists its product with no specific name. Lineage: Eukaryota; Viridiplantae; Chlorophyta; Mamiellophyceae; Mamiellales; Mamiellaceae. Gene Ontology annotation, molecular function: lipid binding. The coding region runs from base 1 to 1980 and encodes 659 amino acids. The transcript has a single exon. Gene Ontology annotation, cellular component: endoplasmic reticulum. The record is from RefSeq and is a predicted model, not a curated record.